GUGCUUUGAUCCGUUUCACUAGCCCACUAGAAGAAGACGGAGUUUCAAAGACAGCUGCUCUUUCGGCUGUGCCAGCGUGAACGUUAUCAGCAUGUGUGAUGAUGAUGUCGUCGGUGGCGCAGUUGUUCGAAUUGAACCUCUUCAUGACCGCUGGGACUUGGAGGAAAUGUGUGCAGAGCUACUCAAUGCCCAAUGGCAACGCAGCAUGGGAGCGCGAAUUCACUCCCUCCGCCAAUCGAGUUACAACUAUCCUUUGUGUCUCCUCCUACUUAAGGGGGAGAGGCGGAGUCAAGACGAAAAGCUAAUUGGCCACGCCCGUUUGUCCCGUGUACUGGGGAGCCGUAGCUUGUUCGUGGAGUCAGUUGUGGUGUGUAGCACACUGCGAGGGAAGGGAUAUGGCCGCAUCCUUAUGGAGGGUGUAGAACGAUAUGCCAAGGGGCGGGGCUGUACCCGAUUGUGCCUAACCACCCAUGAUAAGCAACAUUUUUAUGCCCACAUGGGGUUUGUGCUGUCCAAACCUGUCCAAAGUGUUGGAACACUGGCCUCCUUCAUGCCUAUGGAGGUGCUGCACAAAUUCUGUAGGACUGCAGAGAAUGAAGAGAAAGGAGAAAUGGAGGGAGAGUUGAAGAGUGAUGGUGAUAAAUUGUCCUUGAAGUUGCUAAAGAAUUGUGCACCAACUACACCUUUCCAUUUUCCACCUCCACCACUCCCUCCUAACUCCACCUCUGCCCAUCCACCCCCUCCAUCUCCUCCUCCCUUGUCUUGGACUCCAGUUAAUCAGACUUUGAAGCAAACUCCAUACACUGACAACAGAGGUCUGCCCAUCUUUUGGAUGCACAAGGACAUUUGAGACAAAAACAUACUUUGAAAAAGAAAUUAUUCAGGGAUACACAAACAGUGUUUAAUGGACAAGAAGAUCAUGUAAACCUGUUUGAAUUAUUUUUACUCCAAAUAAUGUGACAAUCUGUGCCUUAAUAACAAAGUUUUACCGUAAUUUAUUAAGUUUUUAUUUUAAGUCACUGAAAAUGAUUUUGUCAAAAUAAAAACUUUCUAACUUU
Molecule: messenger RNA, 1058 nt
Organism: Triplophysa rosa
Lineage: Eukaryota; Metazoa; Chordata; Actinopteri; Cypriniformes; Nemacheilidae
Product: N-alpha-acetyltransferase 80
Exons: 2
Coding region: 92-850 (252 amino acids)
Biological process (GO): protein acetylation
Cellular component (GO): cytoplasm
Molecular function (GO): acetyl-CoA binding; N-acetyltransferase activity
Source: RefSeq, a predicted model, not a curated record